AAAGAUCAAAAUAUGAAAAUUAUGGUAUAAAUGCAUAGACACAUAUAUACGUGCCCUAUUAAAAGAGGCAGCGAGAAGAUAAUAUAGGAGGAAGAGGAAGAAGAAGAAGAUGGUGAAGAAGAGAGUUAAUGCAACUGCAAGAAGAUAGUAACUAAUCAGCACCGUCCAUUUUUGUCAUCUAAUUCUUUCUUACUUGGCCGCAACUUCCAACCACAUCACACACUCUUUCUAUUCCCUUAUAUAUUCCCAUCUCAAAAGUUCUUGGAGACACAUAAACAUUAAAAAAAGAAAAAGAAAAAAACUAUAAACAUAAACGCCAAUCGCAACUUUCUUGUCUUUCAAUGGGAGAGAAAGGUUUGAAGCGGUCUGGUGUUGCGGUGGUGGUUGCAUUACUAGCCAUGGUUCAUGUCUCUGUUUCAGUUCCGUUCAUAAUGCUUCAUGGGAUCUCAGCUCAAUGUUCUAAUGCUAGGGAUGCUAACUUCACACAGCUUCUCACUAACCUCUCUGGCUCUCCUGGCUUUUGCUUAGAAAUUGGAAAUGGAGUUGCCGAUUCAUGGUUAAUGCCGCUUACACGACAAGCGGAAAUAGCGUGUGAGAAGGUGAAGCAAAUGAAAGAGUUGAGUCAAGGAUACAACAUUGUUGGAAGAUCUCAGGGGAACCUAGUGGCUCGAGGCUUGAUCGAGUUCUGUGACGGUGGCCCUCCGGUUUACAACUAUAUAUCCUUGGCCGGUCCUCAUGCUGGCAUCUCCUCUGUUCCUAUGUGUGGUUCUGGUUUAUUCUGUAAGUUAGCAGAUGAGCUAAUCAAGGGAGAUAUCUAUAGCGACUUCAUUCAAGAUCAUCUUGCUCCUAGUGGUUAUCUCAAAAUUCCUACUGAUAUGACAAAGUACUUGGGAAGCUCUAAGUAUUUACCUAAGCUUAACAAUGAGAUACCAGACCAAAGAAACCAAACUUACAAAGACCGUUUCACCAGUUUACAUAACUUGGUUCUUAUCAAGUUUCAGGGCGACAAGGUUAUAGUUCCAAAAGAUUCAUCUUGGUUCGGGUUUUAUCCGGAUGGUGAAUUCGAACCUCUUCUCUCUGCUCAACAGACAAAGCUCUAUACAGAGGAUUGGAUCGGUCUGAAAACAUUGGAUGAUGCGGGAAAAGUGAAGUUUGUGAGUGUAGCCGGUGAACAUAUCAGAAUGGUAGAUGAAGAUGUCGUCAAACACGUUGUACCUUAUCUCCAGGACCAACCGUCUUCGGUGCAAAGCUUCAACCGCAAGACGAAGCAGCCCUUGCAUGCUUAAAAAUAGCAAAUACCACAAUAGUUAUACUUAUUCAUGCAAUAUAUGUCGAAAAAGCUUAGUGAUGAUUUUGUAGAAUCCUUAUUCUUAUAGAAAUAUAUACAUACUUAUCUGAAAAAUCGAAUUAAUCAGUAGAGAAACGACUCAUGAGAUCUUCAUCACCACAUUUGUAUCAAGGCUUCAAUGGUUUUCUCAACAUGAGAAACUUCCAAUCUCAUUUUUUUUUGUUUUUGUUGUUGUAGAAGUCUCCCAAAAUGACUCGAAGUUUUUUCCUUUUUGGUUCUUUAGUC
Messenger RNA from Arabidopsis thaliana (thale cress), 1573 nucleotides. RefSeq names its product alpha/beta-Hydrolases superfamily protein. The transcript has 7 exons. Bases 342 to 1286 code for a protein of 314 amino acids. NCBI's taxonomy places the organism in Eukaryota, Viridiplantae, Streptophyta, Magnoliopsida, Brassicales, Brassicaceae. The record is from RefSeq and is marked reviewed.